AUGUCACAGACACAGACAGAAACACAGACGUCCACUCGUCUUGAGACUAGUACGCCUUUCACCAGUGCUGCCCUGGACAGCGAUGCCGAGUUCUGGAAAUCUUACGUCGCUUCACGACCCACUCCGUCGGAGGAUUUCUUCCACAUAAUCAAUGAAUACCAUGCAAAGCACAGUGAUGGUUGCAUGGAAGUGGCCCACGACGUUGGUACGGGACCUGGAAACAUCGCGGCAAGACUGGCACCGUACUAUAGCCAUGUGGUAGGCUCAGACGUGAAUGAGCGAGCCUUGGCCGCAGCACCAAAGCUGCUCUCCCCGGAUCUCGCUGCAAGGAUGACCUUUAUCAAAAGUCCCGCCGAAGCACUUGUCACCGCUGGUAUCCCUGAGAAUUUGCAGCAGACGGAUCUGCUCACUGUGAGCGAAUGCAUGCCUCUCCUAGAUGCGCCUAAGGCAUUGGAGGCCUUUCACACUCUGAUUCGCCCCGGUGGAACGCUCGCCAUAUACUUCUAUGGACGCCCCAUCUUCCCAGAUCCAACCUGCGACGCGAUCUAUGAUAAGAUGGCAACCCGUAUCUGUCAGUUUGGGCUUCCGUUCAAGGGAACUCCUGGUGAGCCAUUCUGGCGACGCGGCGCAGAAGGCCUUCUCAGUUUCCUCGACAAUAUUGCCCUGCCAGAGAGCCAGUGGCAGAACGUGGAACGCCAUAAGUGGAACUGUGACUACCCGCUACUUUUCAGCGGUCCCGAGGGGUUCGAUUUCGUGGUUGAGCCGGUAGACCGCCGAGCGGAAGGGGAGGUCACUCAUGAUCUCGUGAAUCGCGAAUUCUGGGCCCAUGAGUGGGACGCGGAUGAUGUCGCGGCUUACUUGGAAUCAGUGUUCCCUCAUUACCAAGAGCAAGCUGGCGAUAGAUAUCCAGAGAUUGAAUUAAUGCGCGAAGAGCUCCGUGCAGCCAUGGGCGGGAAACAGAAGGUCACCUUCCCUGUGGUGCUUAUUCUGGGAACCAAGCAAUGA
Molecule: messenger RNA, 1005 nt
Organism: Penicillium malachiteum
Lineage: Eukaryota; Fungi; Ascomycota; Eurotiomycetes; Eurotiales; Aspergillaceae
Gene: tpcM
Product: methyltransferase tpcM
Exons: 1
Coding region: 1-1005 (334 amino acids)
Source: RefSeq, a predicted model, not a curated record